AUGGUUAAACUUCGUGAUGACGUGGGCUUCGAGACGACUGCCAAAGGUGAUGUUGUCUUGGUUGAAAACUAUCUUUCUGAGGAGAAUGUCUCACCAAUAAUAUCUGAUAAGAAUAACAAUGUAUUUCAUACAGACCCGAUUUUGGUUCACAUUCUUUCCUUUCUUCCGCUACGUGAUGCCAUUAGGACUGUUGUUCUUCCAAGAUUCGGUAAACUGUGGCUUAGCUUGCCGGUUCUUGAUUUGGACCACUGUGUGUACCAUGAGUAUGAUGACCAUGAGUAUGAUGAAGAUGCUGAUGUUGAGAUUUGUGACUAUGAAAACUUCAUGCAUGUAGUUCAUCAGGUUUGGAAUCAUCACGAUGAGAACACGCUGGAUAAAUUGCACCUCAGGUUUGCCCUUCUGCAAUCUUAUGCACAUUGGACGGAGUCCGAUCUUAAUAAUCCCAACGUUAGAGAUUUUGAAAGACGGAAGGUGGAUAAAGAGAGGGCUGCCUUAUAUCAAGUGGGGAAAUUAAUCAGUUACGCCGUGAGCAGAAAAGUCAAGGUUUUGGAUCUCGAUCUUAAGGGCUGUGAGUUUAUUGAACAAUAUUAUGAGUUACCAGAUGUUUUAAGUACUGGAUACUUGACGAAUUUGCGGUUGGCCGCUUGUGACAUUAGAUCUUGUGAGCAAAUAAAUCUGUCGGCAUUGAGAGUCUUGUUUCUACAUAGGGUUGUAUUGAGUGAUGAAGCCAUAGAAAGAAUCUUGAAUGGUUGUCCGUUUCUUCAGGAUCUGUCUGUGGUUGAUUGUCAUGGCUUUCGCCAGUUGAAUUCCAAAAACCCAAACUUGAAGAAGCUGAUGCUUUGUGUGGACGUGAAUAGCCGGAUUGUGUUCGUGGAGUGUCCUCACGUAGUGUCAAUAGAAAUAUCUGGAUGGAUCGAUGGUGUGUUUUUGCAUCAUGUCUCAUCUUUGGUCGAAACUUCCUUCCACUAUAGCUACUUGUUUAGAUGCAAGGACAUGCAUUAUUUUCUAGUGCGGGCCCUACUUUACAUGGUUAGCCAGUGCAGGACUUUAAGCAUAUGCACUUGGAGUGUUUUGGUGUUGUCAAUAUGGAAGUUGAAGAAUGUCUUUUGCCGACAUUUCCAGUGGAAGCAUAUCAAAGUUGAACUUCAUCUCACAAAAUGGCACCUUCCCGGGCUUUCUCUCCUCUUGAAACAUUCUUCUUCUUCUCUCGUGGAACUUACCAUGCUUGCCCAUGGGAAAAUUGACUAUUUCUUUCAGACUGCGGAUGCACAAUGGAUUUGGGAAUAUGAUUUUGAUGGAGAGGGGUACUUGAACUCAGAGGAGGCAACCUUACCCUGCCUCGAGAACAUUACGAUACAUAGCUGCCAUAUAGGCGACCCGCAUUUCAUCCAGAUUGUGAAAUUUCUGCUGAAAAAUACUCCGAGGUUGCAGAAAAUGGUAAUAUCAACCGAGAAAGAAUUUACCUCAGAACAACUGCUUGAGCUCUCUGAGGAGUUAUUAACAUUGCCUAGAGCCUCAUCUGAGGCAACGGUGUGUAUUUCUUAA
Messenger RNA from Striga hermonthica, 1545 nucleotides. The record is from the annotation of a GenBank genome assembly. Lineage: Eukaryota; Viridiplantae; Streptophyta; Magnoliopsida; Lamiales; Orobanchaceae.